AGUUGCUCAACUGCUACAAAAAUACCACACAAAUUAAUCGGCCAUCGAGCAAAUCAGCUGAUAGUUCAACCAUUGGUUUUUGUCCGCAGCGGAGAAGAAACUAAUACAAGUAAAUAAAUAUUAUUAUUUAUUAAAUGGAGCAUCGCGAGAACAAUCCAGGCGCCGUGCAAUAUGGCAACUUCAAGAACUAUUAUCAAUUCAAUUCGGCCGGCGAGCGGAUUAAACUGCUGCCAUCCACAAAUAUUUGGCUGGCCAGCGGCACAAUGGAAACGCAGUCCAGUGUGGAACGCAAGUCAGAGCCUUAUCUAGUACUGGAUGUGGGUUGCAAUUGUGGCGAUUUCACUCAACUGUUGCAGAGCUUCCUCGAGGAACAGCUGCAGCGACCCGUUCAUGUGCUCGGUGUGGAUAUCGAUGAGCGAUUAAUUGAGCGAGCCGAACUGAAUAACAAGUGUCCUGGAAAGAUCAGCUAUUUCUGUGAUGACAUCCUCAAUGCGUCCACCUUUGACGUCACUGUUUUGCAGUACUUGCAACAGCAUCGGCGCAACAAGUUUGAUGCAAUUUGCUGUUACUCAAUAACAAUGUGGAUUCAUCUCAAUCAUCACGACAGCGGCUUACAGUUAUUUCUGCGCAAACUUUCCCAGCUGUCGGAGCUGUUUGUCGUGGAACCACAACCCUGGAAAUGUUAUCAAACUGCUGAGCGUCGUCUGAAAAAAGCUGGCGAAGUAUUUCCAAUGUUUGUGGAACUCAAGUGGCGCUCUGAUGUCGAGCAGCAAAUACAACGGUAUCUGCAGCAGGAACUGGGCAGAAAUUGUGUCUACGAAUCAACGCCCACCAAAUGGCAGCGAAAAAUUUGUUUCUAUAGAUGAGUUUUCAGUUUAGAUUUUGGAAAAUGAAAGUUCUUUCUGCCUGGAAAUCGGCUGAUCAGCUCUGUUUAUAACAGAAGCCGGAGCUGUUGCGCAAUUGUUGAGAAAGUUGCUAUUACUCAUUAAAAAUUAAGCAAGCGAUGUAGAUGUGUAAUAGCUUGAAUAUAAUCAAAAAAUCAUUAUUUUCAAAACGUCAUGUUGACAAUAAUAAAACAAAAUAAUUGUUUUUAAA
Drosophila grimshawi is the source of this 1095-nucleotide messenger RNA. RefSeq names its product probable RNA methyltransferase CG11342. Lineage: Eukaryota; Metazoa; Arthropoda; Insecta; Diptera; Drosophilidae. Gene Ontology annotation, cellular component: cytoplasm. Gene Ontology annotation, biological process: miRNA metabolic process; negative regulation of pre-miRNA processing. The transcript has a single exon. The record is from RefSeq and is a predicted model, not a curated record. The coding region runs from base 135 to 866 and encodes 243 amino acids. Gene Ontology annotation, molecular function: RNA methyltransferase activity; O-methyltransferase activity.